UCCCUGUGUUUCUCUGCUGGCUGCACUGAUGCAUCUCUGAGACACAGGGCUAAUCAUUAUAGUGUUACUUUAUAGCCAGCUAUUAUACAGUCAGCUGAUGCCCUCCUAUACCUGCCUUACAACCGGCCUGGAAUCUACCAACGCUGACACAGACUCCAUCUCCUGUAGUGAUCGGUGAAUCUGUGAUCAAUACCUGGGAAUUAUAAUCAAGAUAAUAAUACCAGUUGGCUUUAUAGACCAUUCAUCGUUUCCGUGUGAUCCGGUUAAUGGAUGGGUCAUGUGACAGAAAACAUAUUCACCUGGAGUGCAUGUGUGUACAGAAACGAAAUUCCUAUUGCACGCGUCUAUAAAUAGCUUUACUCCACAGAGCUCAAUCAUUUGCAUCCAACAUUUGUAUGGAAGCUUCAGGUAAACGUUGAUCGUGGUAUCUUUGUGUGUAAAUAGUAUUCCUGUUGAUCGGGAUUCAUCAGCCAACAAAUUAAUGUGUUGGGUCAUCGUGGUUGGGGAAUUCAGGAAACCUUCCGAUGGGAAUACACACAGGAUCUGUACACACUGUGAAUGGAUACAGCUCAGCUGGUGCAGUUACUACAGGUGCUAAACAUACUGAUGUAAUUACUCAAACAUCGACUAGUGAAAUCUACAGUGAAUCUCGGAUUUACGUACUUUUCUCUAUAUAUAGCUCACUGAUCUUUUACCAACCGUCCGAUUUACCUGGGCUUUUCGUUGAUGAGAGAAUCAAACUGUGUGCCCUAUUUUCGUUGAUGAGAGAAUCAAACUGUGUGCUCUAAUACAUUAAUAUUGUAAUUGAAUGACACACCUAGUGGAUUUCGGCAUUGAAUCAUAUACUCCGAGUGUACCCUAGAUUCAAAGACACCUCAAUGACAUUGACUCAUUUGGAUUCCACAUCAUAUAUACUAAAUGUCAUGAUACUAAUUUCAUUUUUGCUAAUUUGGCUCAAGAUUGUUUACGUUUCAGACAUCAUUGAUCAACAAAGGAGAAACAUCUGCAUCGGGAUUUCAACCUGUAAUACUUAUGUGAAAAUGAAAGAUGAAGAGAUCAAUAAAUAUGUGUGCAUCUAUUACUGAAAAAAAUGUCGCCUCGGAUACAAAGAAAAAUGGUUUGAUAUGUAGUCAUUAGCAACAGAGAAUUAAACGAAAGAUGUAUGUCUGGGUAUGAUCGUUUACCAUUAACAGCGAGUUGAAGGCUACCGAUAUGUUAUUCAUUAGCUGAAGCUAUGCAAAUAUUGAGUGAAAGUCGGCUCUAGGAGGAUGUAGAUCAGGGUCCUAGGGAAGCUUGUGUCAGUGUAAAUGGAAAAUGAUUGAUUUGUAGUACCAAUACGGGCUCAAUUCAAUGUGACUGUUAUAAACCAUUGGAGGGAAUUUAUGGAAAGUAGCAGUAGGCAAUCAAAAUGUCCGAAAUGUGAUGAUAUAUGUGUGUGUACCUGAUAGUUAGUUAUUGAUGUGGUAUAACUACACACAAAGAACAUACAAAGAUAUAUUGUUUAAAAAAAAAGCAACUGGAAACGAAGCGAAUGUGAAUAAUCUGUCACAAAUUAGUUAACCAAUAUAAUGUUGUGUGUGUGAUUUUGUUUAGACGCACACUGAAUGAAGUGAAUUAGUUUGUUUUUCAAAAUAUUCAGAGCUUUACAGCAUGGAUAGCUACAUCUACAAACAACCUGCUUCUGUUGAUAAUAAAGAUUCACCAAAAAAAAGGGCUAAAAAUUUGACAAACAAGGAUGGCAAGAAAGAUGGCGGAGUUCUGUCACUGCUAGGGAAGAAAAAGAAACCAGCAAGGCAAAAAAAGCCACAGGAACUGAAACGACAGAGUCACGUUCUGGCAACAGAUUCAUCUGCCAUUGGUAAGAGGUAUGGAAGUGUGGAUUCAAGUCCUACAAGCCCUCCCUGGCGUGGUUCUGGCAGGGGCUCAGUUCGGACAUCAGUGGGGUCGUGUCCAAACAGCCCAAUGAUGACAGGGUACCAGGGACCCAAAGGUAACAUGAUGUCAAAAUCAGCUUUUGAGGCAUUUUGGAAUGGACCUGAGCCCCUGUUUGAUCCCACGAAGGGUCCAAAAGAAUACAAGAAGGAUCUGUCACCAGAGUCGGAGAUUGGCAAUAAGGAUUUACACUUGAAACCUGGUGGAAGUCCAGAGGUACACCGGAUACAGCUGAGGGUCAGUUCUGCAACUCCCCCUCCCAGGGCCCCGCCGGUGUAUCAAAACGCUGACCAGCUACGAUCUCCACCCCCUAAACCAAAACAUACAAUAGACCACAACUGUGCUGUACAUUCUGCUGCGGGACAUCACACUCGUUACAAGUUUCCUUCUCCAGGAGUUAGUCCGGAAAUUCAAAGAAGUAACUCGCCAAACACAUCAAGGCAAAGUUCUCAGGAUAGUGAGGUUCCAGCAGAUGCACCGAAAUCCACGGCAACCAGCGUGUUGCCGGACCACUACAAAUAUCUCAGUGAUUACACCUACAGUGAGCUUCCACCAAAACCCAGGCACACUAUGCCACAGCAGUUUAUUGUACAGGACGGUGUUUAUUCCGAAACAACUACAGAGCGUGUCCGACGAAACAUUGUACCGCAACAGUAUGUCGCACCUGACGAAAUUUAUUCGAAAGCCAUGCCAGAAAAAUUGCAAAAAAAUGAAAAUGUACAACAGUGUGAUACAGAAGGAAUGUAUUCAAAUGGAAGUCCUGAAAAGGGUCGUCGUAGCCAUUCUCAACAACUUGUCGGUUCUGAAGGAAUCUUUUCUCAGGGAAGUCCAGAAAGAGAUCGCCACAACACGAUGUCUUCUUCGUCACAUUCAAGCCCAGAAAGUCCACGUGCUCAAAUUAUCCGUGCUUCCCAACAUAUUCACUCAGGAUCAGGGAUUAUACGGAGACAGCAUAGCCUUCCGACACCAGGCAAUAGUCCGGAAAUCCAGCGUAUUUUACGAUCGUGUCCUCCUCCUGAAGAUAGUCCUUCGCCUCCGACUCAGCGAGCCAGAUCUGCUAUGGAUGAAGGAAUCUACUACCUAGCUGCUCCGGUACAAGUCAAAUCAUAUCACCAUGGCAGUUUGGAGGAUAUAAAGGGAGGUUACUCCAGUGAGCCAGACACUAUAGUUUGGAGGUCAAAUAAUUCAAACUACUCCGCAAUACAAUCUAGGACUUUACCCCAAAAGCCGCCAUCUUCAGGUCGAAGACAGGAACAACAUCCCAAAAAUGCACCCCGCAAACAUCCGCGUAGACACACUGUAGGUGGUGCUACCCUAAUGCAGGAAGGUCCUGAAGAAAGUGCAGAGGACUCUGCACGGAAAAAGGAGGCGUUUAUGGAACUACUGGCCAAGAGGUAUCCACAAUAUCGGGACAAAAUCAGUGGUACAGGGAGUGAGGAUGGAUUUCCUAUUGGGGGUCGAAGGACACGUGACCCAGCACGACGGGCCACUGUGGUGACGUAUAACCCUGGGAGUGUAUCGGGUGAAUAUGAGGAUUCCGACACCAUGUCCAACAUCGAGGGUCCGGUCACUAACUUCACCAGAGGCGGGUACAUGCGGUCAAGUCUACCCAUCGUCCGGUCACCCCCAAACACCUAUGAACGACCUAUGGGUUUUGUGUUUCUCAUUUACCGGGAGGAGACACGGCGUGCUGUGUUACCCAAUGAAAUCACACACCUCGACACUGUGCGAGCCAUGUUUGUUCGUGCAUUUCCACAGAAACUGAACCUGGAAAUACUCGAGUCACCUCGCAGGAAGAUAUAUGUCCUUGAAGCAAAGAGCUCCAUUUAUUACCAACUGGAAGACUUACGGGAUAUCCGAGACCGUUCUGUAUUGAAGAUCCAUGAAUGUGACAGUUUUGAACCCCAGAAGAUCAAGGAGCCAGCCCCUGAGACCCGGGGCAAACUUGUCCAGCCUCCUGCAGGACAGAGGGGGCAGGGGUUCCCUGGGGAGUCACCAGCUACAGCCAUCACAGACCACGUACGGAAAGCCCAGACGAUGCCUCCCAGCAUGGCUCAUUCCUAUCCGUCUUAUGUGGAAAUGGAGUAUGAAAGGCCAAGGUCACAAACACCUGACCCCAUACGAAUGUCGAAAAGUCAGGGGACAUCGUCGGGGACAUAUGGCCGUGUGAUGUACCAGUCCCCAGAACGCCAGCUUUCACUUGAGCGCCCCAACCUGAGACCCAUCCCAGAAAACCACCAGAUGCAAAAUGGCUACAUUCCUAACAGUAAGAAGACUUCAUAUGAUGAUAUGGACGGACGUGGCCAGCCUAUAUAUGUUCAUCUCCAGGGCUGUCGGAGUCAGCCCCCACCCGGGGAUCCCCUUCGGAGAGCCUUUUCCCCGCCCCCUUCUAGUGCUGUUUCGCAGGAAUAUGAACAUUUUCGAGCACCAGGAGGGCCGGCGCCAGGAGCACCGCCUCAGACAUAUGUCGCCCAUGGGACACGGGCAAGCAACGUGUCUGCGCCACAGAGGGCAACUGGACCAGGCACUGAUCCACGACAUGCAAUGCAUAACAAUCGGCACUCACUAGCAUUCACACCCAUGGCUGAUAAAACUGUGUCACCUACCAAACCUACAGUCACUAAUGGAGUUCCGAGGUCACAGAGUUACAGGGUGGCCCCUGACACAGAGCGCUCAGUGCCGUUACCACAGCGACCUCGGAGUGUGACCCCUCAACCCGUGCCCCCAGAUGUAGACUCAAAGUACGACGAUUGGUUUCGUAUGGACAAGAUGGAGGCCCAGAUAGCCAACCUUGCGGCCUGGGUACAGACAGCCGUGGUGUCCACCAACUCCAGCCGCGCCAGCAGUGUCAGGAGUGGUGCCAGUACUACACCCUCGGACACAGGGGGCUCACAGCUGGGGAGCAUUCCUGGAAAGGUGGAAGCGGAAGAUGCAUUAGAUAUGAAAGGUUUAUCAGAUCUUUCGACCGCCUCACAAACGACCUUGACUCCAGGAAUCAAGGAGGGUAUCCUCAACAUCAAGAAGCAGACGACAGAACUCCGCUCCGAUCUGCGUAACAUCCGACGACUCCAUCAGCUCAACAAGGAAUGCAUGCAAGAGUCGAUCCAGGACACCUUACAGAAAAUCACGAAAGUGCUGUCGACUGUCCCAGGCACAGAAAACCAGGUACUACGCAAACAGCGGAGUGAAACAGAUGUCCGUUUGAAAUCCUACAUCGGAGACAAAGCUAUGGCCUUUAGGGAACUAGGUGACCUUGAGUCAUGUGUGGAGGAGCUUCGAUUUGAUGUGCUGUCCCGGCAUUGUCUUGUCAACAUGACUGAUGUGGAGGGGAUGGCCCUUCUCCUCAGUCAGGUGGCACGCUGCCUGGGAGAACUCAAAGGUCUUUUCCCAUCGCUACAAGAGGAAGUCAAGCAUGUUCUAUCUGGUGAAAUGGAGGUCGUGGUUAAGGAGGAAAAAUUCCUCAAGGAUGAACCUGAUACUUUAGAAGAAGGGUUGAAACGCUGCAAGAAGCUCACAAACACCCUGUUUACACUAAAAAGGCUUGCUUCAGUUCAGGAACAUCGUCCCCAUCAAAAGGCAGGUCAGAGGUUAGGGGGCAUGGUACCAACUGAUGGUGACCGCAAACAUUUACUGGAGAACAUUACUGCCCUGGUUCCUGACCAUGAUGCUCGCCUACGGAAACUUGAGGAAGCAGAUGCAUCCAGGGAGAGGAAGAAGAAGAUUGUAGUUAAGCAAGAAGCUUUAAAAUUUGGUCGGUCGCUUGAAAUGGCAACUCGUAGCCUAAAGCCAGCAAGUUCAAAGGAACAGUUGGAGAAGGGACCAGAGGUCAUGACUGCUCUUCAGGGUACAGAGUCACAGCCCUCAGGGUCAAAAGUCGAAGGUUCGCCAAGCCUUGUGCAUAAACCUACCUCAAGUUCAAGUGAUGCAACAGUUAAGUCAUCUUCUCUUCCACCAAGUAGUUCAACCUCAGAUAAAAGCGUUCAGAGAGGAGACCGUGACCGACAGACUGACCAGUCAAAGAGUGAAACUCGCCCACUCUUAACAGAGAAAAGUCGUUCAUUGGACAAUAGAUUAGAUUCAAGAGAAGCUAUGGUGUCAGAUAUGACAGUAAUGAGGAAGCCAGCUGUUGUUGUUAGUGCUGAGUUACCGUCUGCCAGUAAGUGUUUGCCUGUUGAAGCCUCCAAACCCCAUGUCAAUGGUGACAAAAUGGCGUCUGGGAAACCACAAUUGACCAAUGGUAAGGGUGGCAGUUCAAAACGAUCAAAAAGUGUUGACAGUGGUGCGCUGGAGGAUAAAGAUGUGAAACGAAAUGCAGAAAUUUUAAGAAUUCAAAAAAAUGCUGCACGUGCAAAUUUCUUCAGUUCAAUCACAACUCCUCCAACCUCCCCAGAAGAGGAAAAACGAUCGCUGGAUUCUCCCAGUGGGGCUAAAGUCAUGGACUAUACUGUGAGAAUUUCUCCGGUCAAGGUCACAGUGUCAGGAGAGACUCAAUACACUGUGAGCUCCUCAAGCUCAAACACUCAACGACCAAAUGUGUCGAGCUCCUCUGGGAAGCCAACAUUCUUGCCAGUCUCCUCAAAAAGGGAGAAAACGGGUGAAACUAAAAGUGCCACACCCUCUCCCACUACCCCUAGUUAUGUAAUUACUCCUGGUGGUACUCGUGUUAGUAGCAUUCCAAGGAUCUCUCCUCAAAAAAAUUCUGGUGCUUCUGUUCAAAACCGUGAUAUAAGUGAACCAAAGACAUCAUCAUCACCAUCAUCCAAAGACUCCGGGUCAGUCAGUGCAAAUGGAUCAUCAAGUGCAAAAUCUAACGGUAAAGUUACUGAUAAAGUUGAAAAGAAAGGUAGUUCUUACAGUAGUGUGGAGGGGCGACAGAAACGGCCACCUCCUCCUCCACCUCCUAGAAAGAGCAGUAGUCGCCCUGGGGCUUCCACUGCAGGACCACUGUCCCCAGUGCGUACCGAGGGCGACCCACAGGACUCCAGUGUAGUGACAGGGCACCGUAUGGGGUCUGCCUUAAAUGUAGGUACUCUCACUUCCACACCAAAGGCAGGCAUCACACACAAACCCACCACUAAAUUCGAGAAAGAUUUAGCUGGUGGCAAAAGUGUCAGCAAUUUAGGUAAUAAUGACCGGAGGAAAUCUGAUAAAACUGACUCGCAAUUAGCAAAAUCAGACAAAACAGAAACUCCUGUAGUAAAAUCAGAGAAAUUAUCCCCAGCGACAGCGCCGGUGACAUUGAAAUUUGAAGAUACACUAGACCAAAGUGAGAUGGCGUCGGGUAUGAGACGUGAGGAGCGUGAGAGUAGCAGUGAGAGUACUACCAGUUCUAGUUCUCUAGACUCACAGCAGGGUACUGUUGUGCUCCGCUGUACCGGCAAAACGAACCGGAAACCAAAACCUCCACCCCCAGCACGGCGGUCUAGUCUGCCCCUCGGCAACAAUCCACCUACAGAGAAAAUGUACAGCAGUAGUAGGUCAAAGGUCAAUGGGAGGAGAGAGAGUGACGGUGAUAUUGGCUGAUAUGUGGUGGUUUAAUUGUCAGGAUCAUUUUUGUUACCAUUCUUACCAAAUUUUCAUUGAUACGUUAUGAGAUUGUUGUUAAUGUGUGCUAGGCUGACACACUGCUGUGUUUGGAAUUAUCAUUUCAUCAAUUAAAAAAUUGUCAUUUUACAAAACAUUUUCCAGAAGUUAAAUUUCACUCUAGUUAAGGUGCCGCUUGGCUCUGAUGUAGUAAUAUAAUUACUUGGUUUAAGACAAAGUAACGUCCGUUCCCUGUUGCUCUAGCUCGCAUCUCUUUUAUGCCAACUCUAGUAAACUGCUUGGUUUAAGAAUCCAUGUACCACUGUUAAAACUGUAACUGUGUAUUGGGGACUUUUUAACUGGCUCAACAGUCUGGCUAAAAAUUUAACUUCUCAAAAGAAAAUGGGUCGUGGUGGCCAAGUGGCUUCACACUAGGUCACAGUUUUAAUGCCUAUUUUAGGCAGGUACAUGUACUGGCCACAGGUCUGCGGAAUUUCACCAAAAUCCUGGUACACCCUUCAAAGACUAUAGCUGUUUAUAAGACACAAAACGCUUUCAAACCAAUCCAAUCUAAAAAAAAAAAGAAAUAACAUCCUUGAUGCUCCAGAGCUUAUGCCGUCAUGUGCUCUCUGCACGCCUAGAAUAUGUCAUAAUAAAUGCGAAGGCAUGCAGUAAGCAAUUUGAUUAGUUUCAGGUACAAAACAUGACCAUUCUUUAGGCAGAUACGUACCUGUCCUUUUAAGAUUACAAAGGAGUGACACCUGACUUUGAAGAUAGUCAAUCUUUUGGUGUCUAAUUGUAUCAUACACAUCCAUAAGGUACCUCAUACAAAACCUUCAAUUUUGCCAUGACAUAAUGAAAGGGUGCAUAACGUGGAAGUAGGCUUUACCCCUGGGGUAUCCAUGACAAAGAAAUCCAUGUCCUGUGAAAUGUUUGGGGGGCAAAUAAACAAAAAUGAAAAUUGAAAACUUAAAACCAACAUCAGCAUUUGGGAAUAAAAAUGAAAGCGUGCCAGAUCGGGAUUGGGACCCUGGAGAUAGAACUGGCAGAUUGAGUUCCUCAGCCAAGUCCUGCUACAGUUAAUAUCCAAAACAGAUUAAAGGGAGACUAUUGUGUGUAUGAAUAACUACACUGGAAUUCUGCAGUGUGACAGGGAUCCUUAAGGAUACAUUAUACUAACAGACCUGACUGUGACAUGAAUCUCCUUUCCAAGAGAACUCCUCGCUAAGAAAAACAUAAAGAUCUUGUAACAGUGACUUGUUAAGUAUAGUUAAACAUUUAAAAGACACACAAGGUUAAGUGGCCAUUUAUUGUAUUUAGCUUUUUCCCAAAUGUUAUAUCAAUUUCCAAGGGAGAUAAUUUAAAUAAAAACGCAUCAUUUGUAACUAGCAUCGAUCGUUAUCAUUACAUAAGGCUGUCAAAAGUAUUGUAAAAAAAUCAGCUGUUUAUAUGAAUAUGGGGUACAUUUACUCAUCAGUGACACCAUUUACAUUAUUCACUUCAUAAGCAUUUGUGAGAUUCAGUAUUUAUCAGUUACGAACUUUUGUUGAGGUGAAUAUAUGGCUUUAUGGACCUGGAAGGUAUUGACAAUGAUAAAAUUGAUGAGGUCAAUACUAAGUCUAUAUAUCCAUAUAUUUGCUGAAUUAGUUACGUCUUUGUUAUGUUAGGUAGGAGCUUGUGCUUCUAUAUCAUUUAACAACAUGGAAUAUACUUCCAACUCAUUCACCCCUGCAGACACAUUUGAACUCUUCCAAUUCAAAGGUUGGAAUAGUCCAUUAUGAAAUUUCAGGGGUGAAGGUGUUAGUCUUUAAGAGAAAAGUACUGCAUUUGGCUAAGAGCAUAUAUAUAUGGUGUCGCCGCAAUUCAAGUGAUGCCAACAAGAGCAUAUAUUGAUAUGUUGUCAUUAAAAUUUCAACAACAUGUUACAUUAUUUGUAAUACAAUGUAUACUGAAGUAUUGACUCACACAUGACACAUCAAGUUCAAGAAAUGCAAUUUUUGUCUAUGAUAUUUGAAUGUAUAUUUUGAAAGCUCUCAUAAUCAGAAUCAAGCUUGAUAGAUUGGUAAGUUACGGGAUAAAUAAUUUAGACAUUUUCACUAUUCAGGAUUAUUUCUUGAUAAAUGACUGAUUAUUGUUGUUUAUAAUUCUGUUAGCUGUAGUAAAGCUUUCAUGCUGUGACAUAGAAAAAUAAAACUUCGUUUGGUGUACUUUUCUUUUGAAUCUUAAAAUUUGAACACAAGAAAACUUUCUGAAACUAUUCUAGACAGGUCACCAGUUAAAGUGUUAUGAAUUCAAGUGGGUUUUUUUCCCCCAUUCGAUUAUGAGUGUCAGGUGUCUGUGUUAGGGGCAAAAUAUUUAUCAUGUUGAAUUCAGUCUUACUUUUUAUGAACCAUUUAUGUUCAAGUUGUAAUUUCAUUUAGAAUGGGCAUGGCAAGAACAUCUUGGUACAUUGCAGGCAGGCAAGCAGGCUGUUUUUUCUCUUAAAAAAAUCUAAUUUUUUACUUCAGUGAAAGAUCUUUUAGUUUAUAGCUUCUUAAAUCUUAAAUAUAUUCAGCUUAUGAAUAAAUUUUGAGAUUUAAGAUUUCAAAGAAGAUCUUUUUGGAAAAACAACAACAGAACAAUACCCUCAUGGAACUCACAGGGAAAGAAGAUUUUUUGAAAGUAUUGAAAAAAGGUUGCCUUUUCGUUAGGAUGUUAAAAUCUGAAUUGAAAACAGUAAUUCAACAUUUUAGGGCAAAAGUGUUAUGUACACCAAAUCUUAAGAAUAUGAGGCCAGAAAUUAUUAAUCCAGAAAAGUGUAUUACACCUGUCAUUCCUCGUCAGUGAAAUAUAUCAACGUUCCAUGUUUCCUGUAUGAUGCUGGAGUUAUUUCCCUUGAACUGGUCUAUAGGACCCUGUUCGUUUAUGUGGAACAACCGGUUUGUCAGUUUUUAAAUGUAACCACUUUGGGUAUUAAUCCUGUCAGACCUGCAAAUGUUUAUGCAGGCCUUGCAAGGCUUUGUCAAGGCGCGUCUGAAAGCAACAUGAGUUGACUUAAUUGGUCCGACCUUAUUUAAUAAACGAACAACUGUGGGACCGACCGUCAACUGUUUAAACGAAAACGGCCUAGAUUUAAUGCAUUUAACCAAAUUUUGUUAUGGUUUCAAAUUUUACUUUAUUGGACUUCUAGGAUCAAGCAAAACUUUAUUUAAGCACUUUAUUUAAGCAUAUUUUGUACCCUUGUAAAUGAAGUAUACCCCUUUAUCAAAUCAUUGGAAACGGGUUAAAAAUAUUGCAACAGUUCACAUUGUCAAAACACUGGUUUUCCAGAAUCUGCCUCAGCUAAUGAACUGCGUAUCUUGUUUAUAUUCAUUUGACAACUUAAAACGGAUUGUAGGAAGAUAAUUACUUUGAUAAACCAAGGGAAACUUGCCCUUAAAAGGAGGUUAAACAUUUUCCCAAACUAGACCUUGCAUAUACAGAAAGAAGUCUUUUCCAGAUUUCACUUUUUUUUUUAAUUCUCUUAAACAAGUGGACAGGUCAACACUGAACAAGGUUUUAUCACAAAUAAGAUACAAAAGCUACACAUAUGUAAACAAGUUUAACUCAUUCACCCCUGAAGACACAUUUGAACUCUUCUAAUUCAAAGGUUGGAAUAGUUCAUUAUGAAAUUGCAGGGGUGAAUGAGUUAACAGGAGAACGGGCUUAGCAGAGAGAGAAUGGUGACUGCAGACAUAACUUAUACAUAAGAAAUGUCACUUGUACUUGUUUUAAAAGUUGAAAAGUACCUCUGUAAAAUAUGACAAUUUCAUAACCUAACUUUUAUACAACUGCCUGUACCAGGUAGAUUAAAUAAACUGUAGUGAUUUAAAUGCACAUGGUUGUGAAUAGAUUAAAAGCCUUCAUCGUAGAAGUGGAAAGUGCAAUAUUAGAACAUCAGUGUGUGUCUGGUACGAUGGAACCUCACUAAUCCCGAACUCCUGUAAUCUGGACCUUUCCAGACCUGGUACACAACUUUAAUAACAUUUUACAUGCCGUUUAUUUACAACCUAUCGGGCUCAUGGCUAUUGUAGAAUGUUAUGUUGUUAACAGAAUUGAUUCAUUAAUCCAAAAAAUUAAUUAAUAAAAAUUUCCCCAACUUUUUUGCUAAAGGACGGAAAUAUCAGGAUUACUGAGGUUCCAUUUUUAGCUGAUGAUGUAGUUAUAGAUAUACAUAUAAUUGUGAAUGGUUCAUAAAUGUUAUAAGUUAUUGAAAAUUUCAGUAAACAAUUAUUGAAGAAAGUGACAGUGAGAUUUUGAUUGGUGUCUCGCUGUAUUCAGUAUCGGUGUGAUAUUGUGUGUGAUGGAUGUCUUAACUGUGAAGGAGAAAAUGCUGUACUCGACCUAAUAAACACACAUGUGUCUAUAAUGAUGUACCCCAUAUUUGUUCAGGGUGAAUAGUAUGAUUUUAAUAUGUUGUGUUACCUCCCUUGACAGUAAAAAUUCAACUUUCUGUCCAGAGACUCAGUAUUCCGUCUUUUCCUUAUGCAGAGUUAUCUGCUCUUGUGAGCAGGUAUUGAUUGUUACGUCAUUGGUUAGUGAGAGAAACGUCAUCAAUUUUUGAGAAAAAGACGUAAUUUUUCUCACACAAUCCAAUGACGUAACAAUCAAUCCCUGCUCACAAGAGAAGAUAACUCUGCAAUACGCAAAGAUGGAAUAUAUAGUGAACUGAAGUAAACCUCCAAGCAUGUUGAUGAAUGUUUGGUGCGAUAUUUCAUGUCUGAACACAAAAACAACAAAAAAUACAUAAGACUACAUGUUGCACCGUUUUAUAUUUGUUAUUCUGGUAACUCCUUUCUGUACCAAUUCUUAGAACUGACCGACAUUUUCGCAAGAUCUUGUUUUUUGGGAAAGUAUAUUGAUCUCAAAAGUAGGGAAUUUAAAACCACAGCGAGACAUGAGGGAAGGGGUUGAAGGAUGUAACAAAGUGUAAUUAUUUCAGAUGUUGAAUUUUAUUCAUGUAAGACCGGUUUUCGUGUAUAAAUGCAGUGUGUUUAUUAGGUAGGUUACAGACUACAUAUUAUUGUAUAUAGAUAACAGAUACUGGAUAUGUUACCAUGUAUAGAAGUGUAUAGAUACAAUAGUAGCCAGACUUGUAGACUGGUGUAGGGAAUAGUAGGUCAUGUGACAUUUCAAAAGCAAAUUUGAACCUUUCUGACUGCGAUAUAGGUGUCGACAUAAAUAUAUACAAUGUGUAUAUAUACAAGGUGAUACAUUUCCUUGACACAGCUAACUUUCCAGAAAGUCUCGUUUUAUGAAUCAAAUAAGUUUGUAUAGGAACUGAGAUUAAAAUCGAGAUUAAGUCAUGAAGUGUUUACAAAUUGUGGAGCCUGUACUGACAAUAUACAUAAAGUUCAUUUGAUGUAUUUGAGGACAACUAUAAAUACUUCCUGAUAUCAUUUUCACGUUAGUGAGACAGUUGCUACUUAUCCACCUCUAGUAUGUACUGAUAGCUAAUUGAUAACAAUCAAAUGGUCAAUUCGCUUCUGAAAUGUAACAGACCUGUAAUCUAAUUUUACUACAGUAUUUACUGAUCAACGAUUUACAGGACAGUACGGGUAUUCCUACGCAAGCAGACGACAUAUUAAGGGGGGAAUUCGGGGCGAAUUUCUCAUAUUUUUAAGAGAUUUAGUGUGCUUUAUUUGAAUUGUGUGCAAUUUAAAAUCUUGCCUACUUUUUACUUGCACAUAUAUUUAUGCAAGUACAAGAUUAUUGAUUUUUUUUUUGCAAGAUGAUUUUUUUGCAAGAUGUUAUAUCUGCACAUACAUCUGAAUGCUUAAAUACAUCAGGGAUGCUUAGUGCUGGAAUGAAUUGAUGAUCAUGAAACAGCGCAUUGAGAAGCUUUGGUACUUGAAAACAUGACCACAAACUGGCCAGAUUAAUAAACAAAGGCUUUUUUGACAAACCGACAUUGUAGCUUCUAAUUCAGUAAAACUUAUUAAUAUUGCACAUGCUUUAAAGCAGUUACAUCAUUAAUUCAUGUAGAAAUAGAAUUUUAAAAAUCAUCUUUCCCUAUGGGCAGUUUUCUUUCAUAUGGCAUUUAUAAGGAUAAUAUAUUGACAAGGAAAUGUCAUAAUAUAUAACAUUAAUCAGCUGAUCUAUAUAUAUAUAGUAUGUUGCAUACAUAACAUUACCAUAAAUUACAGAGAAUUCACUUCAUAUUUGAAUCACACGUAAUCAAGUGUGAAGUUAUGAAGAAAUCAAACAAGCUCAUCGUCACUUGGCAUGUAUGUUACAAAAGAAUAGUUUGUUUCUGUUUUACGUGAAGGUUUUUGUCUCAGUAAUUGUUUGUUACCAGUGUAAGUGAUUUAAUUUCUGUAAUGAAGGGUAUUAGGACACUAACUGCCAAUGUGUUAUUUUGUCUCAUCUACACAAUAAAUGCAUGGUUUCAAAGAGA
Messenger RNA from Mizuhopecten yessoensis (Yesso scallop), 13870 nucleotides. RefSeq names its product sickle tail protein-like. Lineage: Eukaryota; Metazoa; Mollusca; Bivalvia; Pectinida; Pectinidae. The transcript is spliced from 18 exons. The coding region runs from base 1651 to 7455 and encodes 1934 amino acids. The record is from RefSeq and is a predicted model, not a curated record. Gene Ontology annotation, cellular component: cytoplasm.